Monomorium pharaonis (pharaoh ant) is the source of this 3105-nucleotide messenger RNA. It is a transcript of the gene DNApol-alpha73, whose product is annotated as DNA polymerase alpha subunit B. The record is from RefSeq and is a predicted model, not a curated record. NCBI's taxonomy places the organism in Eukaryota, Metazoa, Arthropoda, Insecta, Hymenoptera, Formicidae. Gene Ontology annotation, cellular component: alpha DNA polymerase:primase complex. Gene Ontology annotation, biological process: DNA replication initiation; DNA replication. Gene Ontology annotation, molecular function: DNA binding. The transcript has 6 exons. The coding region runs from base 561 to 2336 and encodes 591 amino acids.
UUUAAAUAAAUCUUAAAAAGGACACGAUUAUAUAAUUGUUAGACUUAACAAUUGAAAGGAAAAAAUAUAUAAUUAAUACAGGAAUUUAGGAAAAGGUAUUGAAAUCAUUUUUAUUAAUGUUAUCUACUAAACUGUUGCUAGAUCGACAAAGCUUGCCGAAAAUUGUCACGCCUGCAUACGCUAUUGGUUCGCUCGUGCGCAGAAAAAUGCGAUUCAGCUGGUUCCAGCUUCCGCAUCCGCGUCACACACAUCGGUCGCAGAUUGCUGUCCCGGUAGCAUACGGUCGCAUGGGGAGAGGAUGAAGACUAAGGGCAAGAACCAAUCAUAUUAAAGAAUAAGUGAGUGCUCAGUAUAUGAUUGGUUCUUGCCCUUAGUUUUCAUCCCCUUCCCAUGCUACCGUGUAUGCAAUCUGACCGCUGGUGGCGCUGGUCACACGGCGUCUCUAGUCAUUACCCAACCUCACGUUAUUCACGCCGCGUCUCUCGCGUCGCUUGUCGUUAGUUUUGGCGGCAAGAAUCACAAGAAUCGGAAUAAUCGGACGAGAAAUAAGUACGUGCGAUAUGGAAAGUGAAUUUCGACAGAAGGAGAUGUUGCGGGAUAUGUUCGAAGGGCUGGGGUGCGAAAUCAAGAGUGAUACCACCCUUGAUAAGUGUUUUGAACUAUGUAAGAAGUAUCUAGAUGGAAGAAUUGAUGGGGCGCUUCCAGAAUUAUGGGUCACUUUUUGCAUCGAGAACAACUUGGAAUUUGAUCUUACCAUUGACAAUCUGAAUAAAAUGGAACAGGCAGUGUUGAUGAAGGGUUAUCAUCGUGAUCAGAGUCCACCAGUAGCAGUGGAAAAAACAAAACGAGAACGAAAUGAAAACGAUGAUACUCACGACGUACUCGUCAUGUAUGGCUGCGCCGAACCUGGACCUGGACCUGGACCUGGACCAUCAAAGCGUGUGAAGCUCGAUCCUACUGAAGACGUCAAACUCGCCUUUGACUCGCAACACACAGAUUUAAACGUGUCAAUGCCACAUAACACAACGGAUAAAGGAGAGAAGAUUUUACUUUCCCUCGGCCGAUCUUCUGCUGACUCUUGGAAGAGGACAAACAAUUACAAUGUCACUAUUAUGAAGGCGACCGAGUCUUUAACCCAUCUCCCCAGCGACGCGAAGUUCAUGUAUCAGAUGCUGUCACAGGAAGGAGAAUCACGCACGUACCUGACCCACACUUUUGGCAAGAAAUUAUUCGAUACAUGGCGUGUCAUGUCACGCGAUGAACUCACCGGCCACGAGAUGCAUUAUGUGAGGUACAUCCGGAAGCCGAGUCAGACGAAGUUUCGGACAUUCGGUCGCAUCAAUACGAAGAAGGGUUCUACGAACACAGUGAUACUGGAGGGUAGUACGAGACGAAGAGGCACCUCGACAGCCGACACGAUUGAGUUGGAUUUCCGCCUGAAACAAUACUCGGUAUUUCCUGGUCAGAUCGUGGCUGUCGAAGCUACCAAUCCAGUAGGUGAUACGCUAUACGUGAAUGAGCUGUUCACGAAAUCGUACACGCCGGUCGCUAAUCCGCCGCGAAUUACAUCAAGUAUCAACAUCUACGUUGCGGCGGGUCCGUUCACUGGUUCCAAUAACCUGGACUAUCAACCGUUGUGGGAUUUGAUGGAUAAAGUCGCAUCGGACGAACCGCAUGUCUUGAUAUUGAUUGGACCAUUUCUCGAAUACACACAUAACAAAAUACAAGAAUAUAACAUUUUUGACAAUAUCAUGUAUCAGAAUUUUGUCGAGGAGAUAUUUAUGAAAAUAAUGAAAAAGACACGGAGCAGCACACAAGUCAUACUUGUAGCUUCUAAUCGCGACGUACAUCACGAACCUGUAUAUCCAACCCCUGAAUACAGAAUUUACAGUCAGAAGUUUCAUAAUAUUUCGAAUUUAAAGAUGAUGCCAGAUCCUUGCAUAUUGGAUGUCGAUGGUUUUAAGAUCGGGAUCACGUCAGUUGAUAUCAUCAAACAUAUUGCUAAAGAAGAAAUAUCCAAUAUGUCAGGUGACAAACUCGGUCGAAUUGCUGACCAUGUGAUCGGUCAAAAUACUUUCUAUCCUAUGUACCCUCCAGCUGAGGAUUUGAAUUUGGACACGGAGUUGUGGGAGAAGCACACGUUUUUCAAUCAACAACCAAAUCUGUUGAUUUUACCAUCCGACUUGCGAUAUUACUGCAAAAUAAUCAAUGAAUGUAUGGUUCUGAAUCCGGAACGCAUGCAUAAGAAUGUCUAUGCCAAGUUGAGUGUGACAUCAAAAAACGGUGGCCCAUGGAGCUGCAAUAGCAAUAUCUCAUACGAGAUUGUCAAAGUCUGAUAGUUUUAAGUAUUAAUAGCUAAAUCACAUAACAAAUAACAAAAAUAAUAAGCAAAUUAUUCGAUCGAAAAGACAGCGGUCUCACACUUUUUUAGAAAAUAGAAUUAUAUUUAUAAAAAAUGAAAAUUAUAAAAUCAAAAAAAGGUCUCUAUAUUAGAGAAUUGUUGAUAACAGGUACUGUUAUGUAUGAGGUAAAUCGAAUGUUGUAUCGAAUUUUUAACUUAUUUUUAACUUUCGGUUAAUUGCGUGAAAAUACGUUAUCAUUGAUAAGUGUCUGUUGUAUGUAAGUCACUAUUGAAUAGAAUUUUGGUAUAUUUCAAUAAUAUCUUAUGCGAGAUAGUGAAAAAUAGUAGUUUUAAAGAUAAUGACAAGGGUCUUGCAUUAAAAAAUAUUUUUUUUUAAUUGCUUAUAAAAUUUUUUUUAAAUGAAAAUGAUAAAACCAAAAAAUAACAUUCUUAUGUUAGAGCAAUCUUGAUGAGGUAUUGGUAUAUGUGGAGUAUAUCAAAUGCUAUAUCAAAUAUUUAAUUUUUAGUUAGUCACGCGAAAAUACGUCAUUUGCGCAGGGUGAUUAGCUACCUCAAGAUAAAAUUAAAAAGAUGAGUAACAAAAAUAAUGAAACUAGUCACCACUAGUAAAAAUAUUACAAAAAUAAAAUUACGUUUAGGGUUUUGGCGACUUCUCGUGCCUAAUUAAAAAGUUAGAUUAUUAAUUAAUAAGAUGUAUAUUUGAAAAAUAUUAUAAUUUAAUAUAAUUUAUAACUGCAAAACGA